UAAGUAUCUGACAUAAGGCUAAGUUCAUUCGCUGGUGUAGUUUGUUUUAUUUAAGCUCGCCGACCCGAGCCCAGUUCCCUUUUUAUUAAGUUUUUGCUAAUGGCACCCGAACAUCCUGUUUGUGACUUUCACUGUAAAAGUCCGCCGCUUUUGUCCCACCUGGACUCACCUGAGCCCCGCAGGAUGAGUCGCGAACUGGACGGCCUUGACGACGGCCAAGGCCGCCUUGACGACGGUCGCCUUGACGACGCCUUGUCCCGCAUCGCCAUGGAGACGCAGGAGAUCAAAGAGCUGGAGAAGCAGUUGACCGAGGGUCAGCUUCUGGCCAACGAGGUUCUCCAGAGGGACUUGGAGGGACUCCUGGGCGGACUUCAGGAUUACCUGCGAGAACUCACAGCAGAGGCCAGUGGCGUGCGGCGCCGCCUGGAGGACACGCAGAGACACUGCAGGCGGCUGGAGGACUCGUCCUGCUCGCACGCCAGGAACAUGGCGGCGCAGCGGGAGGAGCUGGCGGCGCUGAGGACGGAGGCCCGGGUUCUGAGAGAGCAGCAGGUGGCGAUGGAGGCGGAGCUUCUUCGGCUGAGCGAGGAGCUCACCCAGCAGACCAGAACCGGCACAGAAUCCCCCCAACCAACUCCCUACCUAGACCAGGACCAAGCAGCCGGACCUCAGGCCCAGGUGGACCGGGAGCAUGAAGCUCAGGUUGCCCAAUGCCAGAACCGCAUAGACCAGCUGGAAGCCCAGUCCAGCAGAGACCGGAACCACAUAGCCCAACUGGAAGCUAAGUCCAGCAGAGACCGGAACCACAUAGCCCAACUGGAAGCUAAGUCCAGCAGAGACCGGAACCACAUAGACCAGUUGGAAGCCCAGUCCAGCAGAGACCGGAACCACAUAGCCCAACUGGAAGCUAAGUCCAGCAGAGACCGGAACCACAUAGACCAGCUGGAAGCCCAGUCCAGCAGAGACCGGAACCACAUAGACCAGCAGGAAGCCCAGUCCGGCAGAGACCCCAAACAAGAAGACCAAAGAGAGUCCACGUGCGCGAGGAAAGACCGACACACACGCCCUGAGAGGAAGCCGACAACACACCUGGACCGGACCGGAACCAGAAGCUCAGCUGCAGCAGAUUGGAGGCGGGGCUGGAGAACAGGAAGUGAUGUUGGCAGGACCUCCAGAGGGGAGGAGCCAACUUGGCUGCUUCCUCCUGCGAGAUGUCCACUAGGGGGCGCUGGCACGCUGCAGGAGAAGAAGAAACUACAACACACACACAGACUGAGAAGGAGUGUGUCGCUGCUGUGUGAAGAAGUGGAGUGUGUGGAGAAGACUCUCAACAAGAGACGAGCUGAACUUCGGGAGGCUGACAGGCGUUUGCUCACAGCGCACACACAACUACACAAGGCAGCAUCAGCCGUGCAUCAAAGCCACACUUCAGACAACAGCGCCCCCUUCCUGCACCUCAGGCUCACCAGGCUGCAGCAGCAACAGCUGAGGAGUGUGGAGGCGGAGCUAAGGGACAGAGAGGCGGAGUCCCGGGAGCUCUGCACAACCAUACACAUGGCGGAAGACAGGUUAGCUGUGCUUGUGUCAGACUGUCAGGAUGCGCGUGCAUGUUUGGACUGGACCCUCACUCAGGUGGAGCAAAAGAGGGCGGAGCUUCAGAGUACACUCAGCCAGCUGGAGGCGGUCCAGAAUGAGCAGCAGCGACUGACAGACUGGGUCAAGCAGGGGGCGCUAACAACGUACUCAGCCAUGUCUGCUGUGGAGGAAGAGGAGGAGCGACUCUUCAUCCUGCAGUCCCAAGUCCACAAACAUCAAGAAGAGCUGAAAGGUGCCAAAUGGAGACAAAUGGCACGAAAGCUUCCAAAGAAGGACGGCGAGCUGGACAGGGAGGGGGAGGAGCUAAGUGCAGUGCGGAAUACGAUGAGGUCGCAGCAAAAAGUGUCCAGGAAACAUUGACUUCCUGUUUGUGCAUGUGGGAUGUUGACUAUGAAAGUGGGAUGUUGACUAUGAAAGUGGGGUGUUGACUAUGAAAGUGGGGUGUUGACUAUGAAAGUGGGAUAUUGACUAUGAAAGUGGGAUGUUGACUAUGAAAGUGGGGUGUCGACUAUGAAAGUGGGGUGUUGACUAUGAA
Messenger RNA from Entelurus aequoreus (snake pipefish), 2131 nucleotides. Its product is annotated as centriolin-like. The record is from RefSeq and is a predicted model, not a curated record. The coding region runs from base 100 to 1956 and encodes 618 amino acids. The transcript has 12 exons. Lineage: Eukaryota; Metazoa; Chordata; Actinopteri; Syngnathiformes; Syngnathidae.